AGCAAGUUGAGCAAACAUUUAACCCAACCACUGGGUUUGUCCAUUUUCAUUGCUUUUAACCCAGCACUUUUUAGAGUGUAAGAAUCAGAAAGCUAGGGCGCGUACAGUAUGUGAGAGAGAGAGAGAGAGAGAGAGAGAGAGAGAGAGAGAGAGAGAGAGCGCGCGAUGCUACAGGCUCCUCACACGCUCCUUCAGUCAGUUUUUGAGCCUCUACAGGCUUGCAGGUAGCUACAUGACAGCCGUCGCGAAGACAAAAAAGGGCUUCGUUUGAAUUUCCUCAUAUCAGCAUCCGCUGAACGAUGUAACGCGUCGCGCGCGAGUCUGACGGGCUGACGCUGAUGUGGAGCUGUCCGCGGUGCUGAAACCCUCAGACCCACAGCGACAUUCAUCGACGUGAAUGAGAGACCAGCGGCGGACAUUCACAUCCAGCCUGCGCGGAAAGGAUGAGGAGGGUCUUCAUGCCCACACCGCUGCUCCUGUUGAGCUGUUUCGGAGCGUCGUGGGUCUUGGCUGACAGUCUGGCUGCUCCAGUGAACGUGUCCAUCAGAGAUCUGAAGGGCAGCUCAGCUGUGGUGACAUGGGACACCCCGGACAGAGAGCCAGUCAUCGGCUUUGCCAUCACACAACAGAAAAAAGAUGUUCGCAUGUUGCGCUUCAUCCAAGAAGUGAACACUACCACGCAGAGCUGUGCAUUGUGGGAUCUGGAGGCAGAUACAGACUACAUUGUGCAUGUUCAGUCUAUCAGUAUAAGCGGACCGAGUCCCCUCAGUGAACCGCUGCAUUUCAAAACCCCGAAAGAAGCAGAAACACAGGCCUCUAAGAGCAAAGACGAAGUGACCAUGGAGGAAGUUGGUCAGAACGCUCAGCUCAGGGCGGGAGAGCUCAUCAUUAUUGUGGUGGUUCUGAUCAUGUGGGCAGGUGUGAUCGCGCUCUUCUGCCGGCAGUACGACAUCAUCAAAGACAACGAGCCAAACAAUAACAAGGACAAAGCCAAGAACUCGUCAGAAUGCAGUACCCCUGAGCAUCCAUCAGGGGGGCCUGCUGCGCAGUAAGGUAUAACCACGACCCUAUGAGAGUCCAGACCACACUAGGCAGUUCCCCAUGAACAACAACAAUAACCGAACGCCAUCUGUGAACAUUAUCAAAGUGUGACGGGAAUCGUUUUCACUUCAAAGGAUUCUGCUUUUACCACACGGCUGCAGAACGGCUAUGUGUGCUCCUCCUCAAAACAGGAAGCAGGAAUUUUGGAAGUUUCCUGAUGACAGCUGGAAUAAUCCUGCGGGCACAGUGAGCAUCUGAAAGAGAGGCCAGAAAGGUGAACUUUCACACAGACCUGCUCUGGCUCCAGCUGUUUGGAAAUCUGUGGCUUUUCGGGGACAGGAGAAAACCCUCUGAAAGAAAUGCAGGGGGAAAGACUCUUCUCCAGACCCAUUCAGAACACUUCUCUUUUAAACUUGAACACUCUUGAGCCUUUAUCUGGUUUUCUCUUUAACCCUUUCCAAAUGGCAUGAUCCACAUUCCUCUGUUCAAUGGAGAUGAAGGCUUUUAUAAUGAAGUAAAUCUAAAGUAAGAACCAAAUGGAGGACAUACACUGGGGUUCAAAUGUCUGAAACCACAUCUGGGAUUUAAAAUACCAGAUAAUCCUGGAAAUAAAUAAAGUUUGGGGAUUUUGUAAUAUUCCAGACAAAGAACAGCUAUAAAAGAACAUGGAAUUUAAUAAAUAAAUAAAGAAGAAAAUGUAAGCAUUUUACUAAUGGUUUCAGACUUUUUGGACCUCACUGUAUAAGAUCAGAUUUGACAGCGAGUGGUCAGAGACUAAUAAACAGUCCUGAAUAUGGAUGUUUCACAUCAAGAUCCUUCAAGGCUUCAUCAAGCGCUUCUUUUCCCAAACACGUUUAUUCAAAUCGCUUGUUCCCUUCCUGGGAGAGAAGCGUUCAUACAGAGGAUAGGCGGCUUAUUUUGGACUGGUUCAAAAGAGUUGACAAAGAGAUGAAAGAAUAGUGUGAAAUAAUUUUACUGACAGCUCUCAUUUCAGCAUACUGAAGCGGCUUUUACUUCUAUUGAUUGUGUUCUUGUUUACACCUGCAGAGAUACUUGACAAACAAAACGGAUAUAUACUAAACCAGCAGUGCUGGGGAAGAUACUUUAAAACUCUUUAAGCCACUCGUCAUUUAAGAAAGGUGAGAUUCAUCAAAGCUACUCUGAAAAAUGUACGCUGAAGCUUUUUAAGCUUAAAAUGAAUAAUUUAAUCAGAUCUGUAUUUGUUGUGGCACAAAAUAAGGGGAUUUAAAUGAAUAAACACUCAAUUAGAGUGACUUAAUUAAACAUGAACAGAUAAAUUUACACUAAAUACAACAACAAACUAGAAAACACUCACUUAUAUAGCCAAGUUAAAAUUUUAGUAACAUUUAACAAAAUAUUUCACUAUUAAACAAGCACUUAAAAUGCCAUGCAGAUGCAGGGACUCAAACGAGUGAGUUGUUUUUUUAAUCUGAAAUAAUUCACUAAAUUAAUUCACUAAAUACACUCCAGUGUUAGGAGAGUGUGUUUGAUUAUCACCUCGGUGGGUGAUAUAAUGUGACAUAAAAACAAAUAUGGGGGUUUUGUUAUACUGCCUUGCUACUUGUUGUACAAAUAGCUUGUUUUUGGAAAAACUACACUAUUGAAACCAGCUGAGCUACUGUCAUGGUACUAAAAAAGAUGAAUUGACAAAAAAGUACCUAUUACUGUUAAAUAUCAUACUCAGAGCUGGGUAGAUUACUUAUGAAUUGUAAUCAGUUACUGAUUACAAAUUACAAUACAAAAUUUGUAAUCAGUAAUAUAUAGUCUCUUGGAUUACACAUUUUUGGUAACGUACUUUUGGAUUACAUUUAGAUUACUUUUGCGCUAACCCUUAUUUGAUGUCACAUAUAUUGUAGGAUAAUCUUGUACUAUUUUGAAAGAUACAAAGAAAAAAUAUAUUCCAAAAAAUAUAUUCUGUUCACCAAGAAGAGCCUUAACAGAUUCUUUUUAAAGUGCAAUGUAUGGACCAUUAAUACUUCAAAAUACUGACACUAAUACACCUGUUAGUGUUUACUGAUAGUAACACUGAAUAAAACAAAAUCACAUCUUAUGAUUUUAAAACAUUUUUACUUAAAAUUAAGUAAAUUUAGAAAACAGCAACUUUACAAAAACAAAUAUUCUUGUUGUUGUUGAUUUCUGUGCACGAUUCCACACCCCUCCCCCUCAUCGCCAGAAAAACUCAAAGAAUCAUGAACGUAUAUAAGCGGCAGGUUUGUUAUGAAAAAAAAUAUAAACAUUAAAAAAAUGAAAAAUUAGGAGAAUCAAUGAAUUGUGAACAACUUACUGCCAUUGUGUAAAUAAUAUGUAAUCAUGUAAUCCAUAAAAAAGUAACUGUAGUCUGAUUACGAGUAUUUUUAAAAGUAGUUUACUCUAAUUACAAGUACUUAAUUUUUGGAAUCUGAUUACAUAAUCCGGAUUACAUGUAAUCCAUUACUACCCAGCUCUGAUCAUACUUUAGUUUGGUUGUGUAUAUUUCCUUAGGCUAUAUGUAGUGUUUAUUCUUUAAUAAAAGGUAUUGUAGUAGGGCUACGAAAUUUAAACAUUUUAAAGGGCCGGUUCCACACAGACCAUAUUUCUGCUGUUAAAAAUGAAAGAUAGAGAUCAGUGUAAUAAAAGACCCCAGCAAAGUCUAAAAAUGUGUUUUAAAAAAGUUGAACUUUUGAGUGUAGCAUUUUUAGAAUGCUGUGUCAUGCGCGAGACGUCCGUCUAGCAUGUUUACAUUGAAAAACUAUGGAAAAAUAGUACAGUGGAAUGUAAAAACACGUUCUGUGUGAAUGGCCUCUUUACUAUUUCUCAUUAUGAUGUCAGUCCUGGUUUCAGUCAUUUUAAAUGGCGUGAGAGAAUUUCGUUGUGAUGAAUGCUAUAGAACAUUUUCUGUGGACUGCCAAUCGGAACUUCUGCUAAUAUGAUGUUUCUCCAAAGGACAUUCCCUGUGCUUUCUCAACGUCGUCUCUGAAGGAGACUAUCCUCCUCUCUAAACAAGGGCUGAACAUGCUUCACAUCAGCAAUAAUACCACGGGGGAUUCUGACCGGCCUCCAGGACUGCACUUAAACCGACAGGACCAUCAAUGGUGGUCGAUAACAUUAUGGGAUUUAACGGACAGAAAUCACUGUACUACGCUCUCAGUUUUACUGUGUGCUUUUACCACACUAACCUGAACCAGUUAAUUGUCAUUAAAUCUGAUAAAAGAAA
This is a messenger RNA of Ctenopharyngodon idella (grass carp), 4255 nucleotides long. It is a transcript of the gene fndc5a, whose product is annotated as fibronectin type III domain containing 5a. The record is from RefSeq and is a predicted model, not a curated record. The coding region runs from base 444 to 1052 and encodes 202 amino acids. Lineage: Eukaryota; Metazoa; Chordata; Actinopteri; Cypriniformes; Xenocyprididae. The transcript has 6 exons. Gene Ontology annotation, molecular function: protein binding.